Myxozyma melibiosi is the source of this 3591-nucleotide messenger RNA. RefSeq names its product CRM1 C terminal-domain-containing protein. Gene Ontology annotation, molecular function: nuclear export signal receptor activity; small GTPase binding. Gene Ontology annotation, cellular component: cytoplasm; nucleus. Bases 205 to 3477 code for a protein of 1090 amino acids. The transcript has 7 exons. The record is from RefSeq and is a predicted model, not a curated record. NCBI's taxonomy places the organism in Eukaryota, Fungi, Ascomycota, Lipomycetes, Lipomycetales, Lipomycetaceae. Gene Ontology annotation, biological process: ribosomal large subunit export from nucleus; protein export from nucleus; ribosomal small subunit export from nucleus.
CAAGGUUUUUGUGUUUUUGUCACUUAAACCUGGCGCUCUCUCCCGUCGCCUUCCUCGAUCUCGGCUUUCCUCUGCGCGACAAAAGCCUGCCUUUUGCCUUACAACUCGCCGCUUGUUCUCGUCUUUAUAUCGUCGUGUUCUGUGUCCGGACUCUUCUGGAUUGCUCUUGCUUCUUUCCUACUCUGCUGAUUGUCCGCAGUCGCCAUGGAGGCAAUCCUCAACUUCGACCAGCCCGUCGACAUCGACCUGCUCGACAAGGUCGUCGCGGCUUUCUUCACCGGUCCGCCUGAUCUCCAAAAACAAGCUCAGGCCGUACUCACCCAGUUCCAAGAUCAUCCUGACGCCUGGCAGCGCGCAGAUCAGAUCCUGCAGCAGUCAAACAACCCACAGACAAAAUACAUUGCGCUUUCUGUUCUUGAAAAGCUUAUCAAGACAAGAUGGAAAGCCCUUCCCGAAGAUCAACAACUCGGAAUUCGCAACUUCAUUGUCUCGAUGUGUAUCACCAUGUCUGAGGAUCAGCACACUUUUCGCACGCAAAGAUCUCUAGUUAACAAGUGCAACUUGACCCUCGUCGAGAUCAUCAAGCAAGAGUGGCCUGGAAAAUGGGAUGGCUUUGUGUCUGAGGUUGUCCAGUCCAGUCGCGCUUCGUACGCUGCCUCGCGCCAACCGGGCGGAAAGGUCCCCAACGUGUGCGAAAACAACAUGACAAUCCUCAGACUGCUCUCUGAAGAAGUCUUUGAUUUCUCGGCAGACCAAAUGACACAGAAGAAGGCUGCCAAACUCAAGAAAGAGAUGUGCGAAAAAUUCUCUGAAAUACACAAUCUUUGCUACGAAGUUCUUGAAUCAGCCACCUCGUCUUCGCUGGUUAUCGCCACCCUACAGUCACUGCUUCGCUAUCUUUACUGGGUGCCCUUUGGCUACAUUUUCGAGACUGGAAUCAUCGAGCUCUUGCUAUCGCGCUUCUUAGUCGUGGACGAGUACAGAAACCUUGCGCUCAAGUGUCUGACCGAAAUCUCGGGACUCGAGGCGCCGCAGUACGACCAACAGUUCCUAACGCUCUUCCUGCGAACCAUGGAAACCAUCAACACCUAUCUCCCCCUUUCGACCGAUUUCAAAGAGUGGUAUGAUGUCGCGGGAACAAGAGAUCAAGAACUUCUACAAAAUCUAGCGAUUUUCCUCACAGCUUUUUUGACUCACCACUUGAAGCUUAUUGAGCAGCAUGAGAGCAAGGACAUUUUGGUCAACUCGCAUCUAUUCCUCAUCAAGAUCUCGCAGAUCGACGAGCGAGAGAUAUUCAAAGGAUGUCUCGACUACUGGGCGCGACUUGUGCUUGAGCUUUACGAGGAAGUACAGCAGCUGCCCAUUAACGAGAUGAACCCGCUUAUGCAACUGAACUUUGCUUCUCCCGCCGGCGUGUUUGCCAAUGGCGGCGCUGCGCACCCAGAUCUACUCCAAAACUAUGAUCUGCGGAAACACAUGUACAGCCAGGUUUUGUCGGCUCUUCGGCUAGUGAUGAUUGAGAAGAUGGUGAAGCCUGAGGAGGUUUUGAUUGUCGAAAACGACGAAGGUGAGAUUGUGCGCGAAUUCGUAAAGGAGAGCGACACAAUCACGCUGUACAAGAGUAUGCGCGAGGUACUGGUUUACCUGACUCAUCUUGAUGUCGUCGAUACCGAAAUCAUCAUGACGAACAAGCUUGCCCGGCAAAUCGACGGCAGCGAAUGGUCAUGGAACAACCUAAACACUCUAUGUUGGGCGAUCGGUUCGAUCUCGGGUGCUAUGAACGAGGAGAUGGAGAAGCGGUUUUUGGUAACUGUUAUCAAGGAUCUUUUGGGACUGACCGAGAUGAAGCGUGGCAAGGAUAACAAGGCCGUUGUCGCGUCGAACAUCAUGUAUAUCGUCGGACAGUACCCGAGAUUUUUGAAGGCGCACUGGAAAUUCCUCAAGACGGUCGUGAACAAGCUGUUUGAGUUUAUGCACGAGACUCACGAAGGUGUGCAGGACAUGGCGUGCGAUACGUUUAUCAAGAUUGCGCAGAAAUGCAAGCGUCAUUUUGUGGCACAGCAGGCUAAUGAGGUCGAGCCAUUUAUUGACGAGAUUGUGCGCACUCUGGGCAAGAUUACUUCGGAUCUGCAACCCCAGCAGCUUCAUACUUUCUAUGAGGCCUGUGGAUACAUGAUCUCUGCACAGCCGGCGCGCAACAUCCAAGAGCGGUUAAUACAGGACCUGAUGGCGAUGCCGAACGCUGCUUGGGACUCAAUCAUAGAACAGGCCGGCCAGAAUCCUGAGAUUUUGUCCGACACAAACACGAUCAAGGUGUUUGCCAACAUCAUGAAGACCAAUGUUUCUGCCUGCACGUCUAUGGGCGCGUGCUUCUAUCCGCAGCUCGCGAGAAACUAUAUGGACAUGCUGGGACUGUACAAGGCGGUCAGUCAGAUGAUUUCAGAGUCGAUUGCCGCGCAGGGCACAAUUGCGACAAAGACACCGCGCGUGCGCGGAUUACGGACUGUGAAGAAGGAGAUCUUGAAGCUUGUUGAGAUGUACGUCAGCAAGGCUGAGGACCUUGAGGCCGUCAAUAACAAUCUUUUGCCACCCCUUCUCGAGGCCGUUCUUGGCGAUUAUAACCGCAAUCUGCCAGACGCGCGUGAUGCGGAAGUUCUCAAUUGCAUGACCACAGUCGUUUCUCGACUUGAGGGACUUGUUACCGAGAAGGUUGUUGUUAUUCUGGAGAACGUAUUUGAAUGCACUCUCGAGAUGAUCAACAAAGACUUUACAGAGUACCCCGAGCACCGUGUCGAGUUUUUCAAGCUGCUUCGCGCGAUCAACUUGCACUGCUUCCCUGCUCUGCUGAAACUGCCAGGGCCUGUGUUUGGGUACGUGGUUGACGCGUGCCUGUGGGCGAGCAAACACGAUAACCGUGAGGUCGAAGCUGCAGGACUCAAUAUUUGUAUCGAGCUGAUCAACAAUAUCUCAGAGUCUGACCCGCAGAUUGCAGACGCGUUUUACCAGACGUUCUUCAUCCGGAUUCUGCAGGACGCGUUCUUUGUGCUGACGGACUCGGAUCACAAGGCUGGUUUCAAACUGCAGGCGUAUCUUUUAUCGAGAAUGUUUGAUCUGGUGGGGUCCGGCCGGAUCACCGCGCCUUUGUACAAAGCCGAUCAGGCUCCUCCCGGAACUUCAAACACGGAUUUCCUGCGCGAGUAUUCAUCGACGAUGUUGAUGAACGCGUUCCCGCAUUUACAACGGGCGCAGGUCGACAACUUCGUGAUGGGCCUGUUCAGCUUAACGGGCAACCAGAACCGGUUCAAGCUUAACCUGAGAGACUUCUUGGUGCAAAUCAAGCAGUACGGCGGCGAUUCGACUGAUUAUUUGUACGCUGACGAUAAGGAGCUCGAGAUGGAGGAGAAGCAGAGGCUUGAGCGAGAAAAGGCCAUGAAGGUCGGUGGUCUGUUGAAGCCCAGUGAGAUGGACGAGGACUAGAAGUCUUUUCUGAUGGUCUGGCGCGAAUAUGAUUGAAAAUUUGAAGAAUUUAGGGAUAUUACUGCUGAGAGAAAGAUAAAAAAACAAAAGGAUUAUGAUAUAUACGGUGCCUAU